Felis catus (domestic cat) is the source of this 1009-nucleotide messenger RNA. RefSeq names its product olfactory receptor-like protein OLF3. Gene Ontology annotation, cellular component: membrane. The record is from RefSeq and is a predicted model, not a curated record. NCBI's taxonomy places the organism in Eukaryota, Metazoa, Chordata, Mammalia, Carnivora, Felidae. The transcript has a single exon. The coding region runs from base 65 to 994 and encodes 309 amino acids. Gene Ontology annotation, biological process: G protein-coupled receptor signaling pathway. Gene Ontology annotation, molecular function: olfactory receptor activity; G protein-coupled receptor activity.
UUCCAAUCCUGAAUUUUCAUAAUUUGUUUUUUCAACAUCUUUAGAGUUUGGUCCUCAGAAACUCAUGGGCCAGGAAAAUAAAACCCAGACAUGGGUGAGGGAGUUCAUUCUACUAGGGUUGUCCAGUGACUGGAAGAUGCAAGUCUUCCUCUUUGUCCUGGUCCUGACCAUGUACUUGGUGACUCUGGUGGGAAAUAUUCUCAUUCUUCUUCUGAUCAGACUGGACAGCAGGCUUCAUAACCCCAUGUACUUCUUCCUUAGUGUUUUAUCCUUUGUGGACCUUUGUUAUUCAAACAGUAUUGCCCCACAAAUGCUGGCCCACCUGCUCUCAGCCCGGAAGUCCAUCCCAUUCUACAGCUGUGUGCUCCAGCUCUACAUCUCCCUGGCCCUGGGUGGGUCUGAGUUCUUCCUGCUGGGAGCCAUGGCCUAUGACCGCUAUGUGGCUGUGUGCCACCCACUACACUACACAGUCAUCAUGCAUGGACAGCUGUGUCUGGGGCUGGCUGCUGGCUGCUUGGUGGUUGGUUUUGCCAAUUCACUGAUGGAGACAAUCAUUACCUUCUGGCUUCCUCUGUGUCACAAUGUUAUUAAUCACUUUGCCUGUGAGACCUUAGCAGUGCUACGGCUAGCCUGUGUGGACAUCUCCUUCAACAAGGUCAUGGUGGCCAUCUCAGGAUUUCUGGUGAUCAUGCUUCCCUGUUUCCUGGUUCUGUUCUCCUAUGUUCGUAUAGUUGCUGCCAUUCUGAAUAUUCGUUCUGCUCAGGGACGUAGCAAAGCCUUUGGGACGUGUGCCUCCCACCUCACUGUGGUUUGUAUGUGCUUUGGGGCUACCAUCUUCACCUACCUGGGGCCACAGUCAGCCUCCUCAGAGGAAGAGGAGAAGACGGUUGCUCUAUUCUAUGCUCUGGUGGCACCUAUGCUGAACCCCAUGAUCUAUAGCUUGAGGAAUAAGGAAGUUAUGGCUGCUCUCCAAAAGGUUCUAGAGAAAUUCUGAGAUAAAGAGUAAAGA